AUGAGCUGCUACUUUUGCUAUUUAUUAUCCGAUAUUCUUCGACAGGGGAUGCCGCUGCGGUUGGAUGUGAAAAGAAAACUCUUGGCACGAUCGGAUCGUGUGAAAUGUGUGGACCUACAUCCGACAGAGCCAUGGCUACUUGCUGCUCUCUACAAUGGAAAUGUUCAUAUUUGGAACUAUGAGAACCAGCAGCUAGUAAAGUCGUUUGAGGUGUGUGAUCUGCCCGUACGUGCCGCCAAGUUUAUUCCCCGAAAAAGCUGGGUUGUUACUGGAUCAGACGACAUGCAUGUAAGAGUAUUCAACUACAAUACAUUGGAAAGAGUCCACCAGUUUGAAGCUCACUCCGACUACCUCAGAUCUAUUGUCGUUCAUCCAACGCAGUCUUUUAUAAUCACUUCAAGUGACGAUAUGAUGAUCAAGCUCUGGGACUGGGAUAACAAAUGGCAGAUGAAACAGAGCUUUGAAGGUCAUACUCACUACGUCAUGCAAGUUGCCAUCAAUCCGAAGGAUAACAAUACUUUUGCUACGGCUUCGCUGGACAAGACUGUCAAAGUGUGGCAGUUUGGUAGUCAGCAUCCUAACUUCACAUUAGAAGGACAUGACAAAGGAGUAAAUUGUGUGGACUACUAUCACGGAGGCGAUAAGCCAUACCUGAUCUCUGGUGCGGAUGAUCACCUUGUUAAAAUUUGGGAUUACCAAAACAAAACCUGUGUUCAAACUCUAGACGGUCAUGCUCAAAAUGUUUCGUCAGUUUGCUUCCAUCCAGAGCUUCCUCUCAUCAUCACGGGUAGUGAAGAUUCCACUGUGCGCUUGUGGCACUCAAGUACCUACAGGCUUGAAACUACACUCAAUUACGGCCUAGAACGUGUUUGGUGCAUUCAAGCACAACGCGGCUCUAAUACAGUCGCCAUCGGUUACGACGAAGGUUCUGUAACUUUGAAGCUUGGAAGAGAAGAGCCAGCGGUGAGUAUGGACCAGUCGGGCAAAAUCUUGUGGGCACGACAUUCGGAGAUUCAGCAAGCUAACCUCAAGACACUCGACGUAGAAGCGUCUGAAGCGAUUCAGGAUGGUGAGCGACUCCCUCUUUCUGUCAAGGAUUUGGGAGCCUGUGAAAUAUAUCCACAAACUCUUGCCCAUUCCUCGAAUGGACGUUUUGUGGUUGCGUGUGGUGACGGCGAAUACAUUGUGUACACAGCUAUGGCCCUCCGUAAUAAAGACUUUGGACAGGCUCUCGAAUUUGUUUGGGCGACGGAUCCUAACAUGUUUGCGGUUCGUGAAUCUGCAACGUCGGUGAAGAUCAAGAAGAAUUUCAAGGACUUCAAACAAAUUCGUGUCGAUGUUGUAAUGGAAGGUAUUGAUGGUGGGCCAUUGCUUGCUGCAAGAUCGGCCACCAGUUUAUGUUUCUACGAUUGGGAGACUGCGCAGAUGGUGCGACGAAUAGAAAUCGCUGCGAAACACGUAUAUUGGAGCGAUAACGGAGAAAUGGUUGCUAUCUGCGGUGAUGACUCCUUCUAUGUGCUCAAGUAUAACCCAGAUGCUUUUGUCAAUGCGUCACCCGAAGAGAUCACGGAAGACGGUGUUGAAGAUACAUUUGAAGUUAUUGGAGAGCAAGCAGAAGGUGUAAAAACAGCCUUCUGGAUCGGAGAUUGUUUCGUUUUCACCACAUCACUGAAUAGAUUGAACUAUUAUGUUGGAGGAGAGAUUGUAACAAUUGCUCAUAUGGACAGACCACUUUAUCUGCUUGGAUAUAUGGCAAAGGAAUCUCGUGUAUAUGCAGUUGACAAGGAGUUAAAUGUUGUUUCUUAUAAACUUUUGCUUUGUGUCCUGGAAUACCAAACUGCCGUUAUGAGAAGAGAUUUUGAGACUGCUGACAAGGUGCUGUCCACAAUACCGAAGGAACAACGUACUCGAGUGGCUCAUUUCCUGGAGAAGCAAGGUUUUAAAAGACAAGCUUUAGCUGUUUCACAGGAUCCAGAUCACAGAUUUGACCUUGCACUUGCACUCGGAGACCUCAAAACUGCUUACGAUUUGGCUUUACAAGGGGAUAGUGAAGAAAAGUGGAAAAUGCUCAGCCAGGCUGCGACAUUGAAAUCUGAACUGAUGUUAGCUGGAGAAUGUCUCGGACGUGCACGAGAUUACGGAGGUUUGCUGCUUCUGGCCACAUGUGCUGGUUCAGCUCCUCUUCUACACAAACUCGCCGCUGAUUCUGCUACCAACGGGCAUCACAAUGUACAUUUUACAACAAGUCUUUUGUUAGGAGAUGUUGACGCAUGCAUUGAAUCACUAAUCGCAACUGAUCGCAUACCAGAAGCAGCGUUCUUUGCUCGCACCCACUGCCCUUCUCAACUGCAAAGGAUUAUGGGUUUGUGGAAGGAGAAGGCAAAUCGUGUGCAAAAGAAUACAACAAGAAAAAUUGGCGAAUCUCUAGCGGAUCCUGGUCGCUAUGAGAAUUUGUUCCCGGAAUGGGCAACAUCGCAGAGAGCCGAGUCCUACCUGCGCGAACUAUCAAAACUUGCUGUUCCGGCUUCUGUCCGUGCUCCGACAAAUGUACAACGAAAUGUCACAGAAGAACUAGAAACUGCAAUGAGUACUGGCGCUGUUACGUUUGAUGAAUCAGGACAUGCUCAUCUACGUGGAGCUCCUCGGAAAACAACUCCUUCUAUGAACUCAACUGAGCCCAAACUAAGUCCCACUCCAGCUGUCGCGGUAGCUGCAGGAGCAGCAGCUCCUGUACUCGCAGAAAUUGCACGCGAACGCACGCCUUCUCCCCCUCGUAUGAAGCCAACGCCGGAACCGGAACAAGAAAAUGAAAAUGGGAGACAGCUUUCUGACGAUGAUAGUGAUGGGCUUUCUCGAGAAGCAAUAGCUGGUGCUGCUGCAUCUACUGAACCAGAUGUGGUAAGCGAACGACCUCGACCUGAUGUUGUACCGCGCCAUGGUGGACCAGAUUUACUUACAUCUGCUGCUCCACAGCGACCACCACAGCCUGAGGUGGUUGUGGAUGCUGGAGAGGUACGGUGGUCAGAUGAUGAUUUUGGAGAUGUUGAAGAUGGUGGUAAUGACAUCAAUCUUGAUGAUCUGAAUUUGGACGACGAGGACUGA
This is a messenger RNA of Necator americanus (New World hookworm), 3102 nucleotides long. RefSeq lists its product as uncharacterized. Lineage: Eukaryota; Metazoa; Nematoda; Chromadorea; Rhabditida; Ancylostomatidae. Gene Ontology annotation, biological process: retrograde vesicle-mediated transport, Golgi to endoplasmic reticulum; intracellular protein transport; intra-Golgi vesicle-mediated transport. Bases 1 to 3102 code for a protein of 1033 amino acids. The record is from RefSeq and is a predicted model, not a curated record. Gene Ontology annotation, cellular component: COPI vesicle coat. Gene Ontology annotation, molecular function: structural molecule activity; protein binding. The transcript has 26 exons.